AUGACCCAGUUGAACCCAUCAGCUAAGGUGCCCGUCUUGUUGCUCAAAACCAAGUCAACGCCUGGCGACUCUUACGAAGACCUGUUGUCGCGCCAACAUUCUGGCUAUGAGUUCGAAUCGACUUUCGUGCCGGUCUUACACCACAGUUUCCAAGACGCAGGAAUGACACUGAUAAGGGACGUGCUGAAUCGCCGCGCUAUUGGCACCAAUACCAGUGCCGCCUACGGCGGCCUCAUCUUCACUUCUCAGCGGGCUGUCGAGGCGUUCACCAAUUUGGUUGAUGAAAAGAAGGGCGAGUCAACAUUGGUAGUUCUCAGAGUACUGUACUAA
Messenger RNA from Colletotrichum siamense, 330 nucleotides. RefSeq lists its product as uncharacterized. The record is from RefSeq and is a predicted model, not a curated record. The transcript has a single exon. Bases 1 to 330 code for a protein of 109 amino acids. Gene Ontology annotation, biological process: uroporphyrinogen III biosynthetic process. NCBI's taxonomy places the organism in Eukaryota, Fungi, Ascomycota, Sordariomycetes, Glomerellales, Glomerellaceae. Gene Ontology annotation, molecular function: uroporphyrinogen-III synthase activity.